GUUCUGACAGUUGAACGCAGAGUGAGUAAAGUUAGAGAGUCGGUUAAGUUAGUUUUGGUGUUUUACAAGCUAAAACAGAACCAGUAGUUAGAUACAGAUAACCAGAGGGAGAAAUGCGACUAAAACAAAAAAGAUUAGUGCAGAUUGCGCUGUUGAUUUUUGUGGCUUUUUUGUUUUUGCCCGGUGUUGGUUUAUGGUCCAUCUAUCUGGACCGACUGUUUGACAGCUCAGCGGAGGAUGGACCCGGAUACAUACAGAGAAUGAACAGACAAGAUUUACAGAAUACCGGUGUUCGGAAAAGAGACUGGCAUGAUUAUGCAGCCAUCAAGAGAGAUGCAGCACGCUUAGGUGUUGGUGAACAAGGCAAGCCUUAUCCUUUAACUGAUUCAGAUCGUGUGGAUCAAGCCUACAGGGACAAUGGAUUCAACAUAUUUGUCAGUAAUAGAAUCGCUCUCAACAGAUCCCUUCCUGAUAUCAGACACCCAAACUGUAAGAUGAAGCUGUAUGCAGAAAAGCUUCCCAACACAAGUAUCAUCAUCCCCUUUCAUAAUGAAGGCUGGUCAUCACUACUGCGCACAGUUCACAGCAUUCUUAACCGCUCACCACCCCAACUCAUUGCUGAGAUCAUCCUGGUGGAUGACUUCAGUGACAAAGAGCAUCUGAAAGCACAGUUGGAGGAGUACAUGGUAUGGAUACCAAAGGUACGAAUUCUUCGUACUAAGAAGCGUGAGGGUCUGAUUAGGACCAGACUGCUGGGAGCUGCAGCAGCUAAGGGUGAAGUCAUCACAUUUCUAGACUCGCACUGUGAAGCCAACGUCAACUGGCUGCCCCCUUUACUGGACCGCAUUGCGCGAAACCGCAAAACAAUAGUGUGCCCCAUGAUUGAUGUUAUUGAUCAUGACAACUUUGGCUAUGAGACUCAAGCUGGUGAUGCUAUGCGUGGGGCUUUUGAUUGGGAGAUGUACUACAAACGCAUCCCUAUUCCACCCCAACUACAGAAUUCGGACCCCAGCGAGCCUUUUGAUUCUCCAGUAAUGGCAGGUGGUCUCUUUGCUGUGGACAGAAGGUGGUUCUGGGAACUGGGAGGAUAUGACACAGGACUGGAGAUUUGGGGAGGAGAGCAAUAUGAGAUCUCUUUUAAGGUGUGGAUGUGUGGUGGUCGUAUGGAGGACAUUCCAUGUUCAAGAGUGGGUCAUAUAUACAGGAAAUAUGUUCCCUAUAAAGUACCAAGUGGAAUGAGCCUCGCCAGGAAUUUAAAGCGUGUGGCAGAGGUGUGGAUGGAUGAGUAUGCAGAGUACAUCUACCAGCGAAGGCCAGAGUAUCGGCAUCUUUCAGCUGGCGAUAUGACCGCACAGAAGGAUCUGAGGAACAGGCUGAAAUGCAAAAACUUUAAGUGGUUCAUGACAGAGGUGGCGUGGGACUUGUCCAAGCACUAUCCACCUGUUGAACCUCCAUCAGCAGCAUGGGGAGAGGUACGAAAUGUUGGCAGCAAUCUUUGUUUGGAAAGUAAACAAUUUUCUUCAGGCUCCUCAAUUCGUUUAGAAAAAUGUCUGAAAGGACGUGCUGAGGCAACUUGGAGCCAUGGUCAGGUCUUUACGUUUGGUUGGAGAGAAGAUAUACGCCUCGGAGACCCUUUGCACACUAAGAAGGUCUGCUUUGAUGCUGUGUCUAAUAACAGCCCUGUUACGCUCUAUGACUGCCAUUGCAUGAGGGGUAACCAACUAUGGUCGUACAGGAAGGAUAAGAGCAUUUAUCACCCAGUCAGUAACAGCUGUAUAGACUCCAGUGCUGCAGAAAAGAGGGUUUUCAUGAACUCGUGUGACCCCACAUCACCCAGUCAGCAGUGGUUGUUUGAAAACACAAACUCCACUGUUUUGGACUCUUUCAGUCAUCACCACAAUGCAUAAGAUUUUAGCUAUCAAUGUGGACUGCUUACUGGGGAAGCAAAGAAACGUUUUGUGCCUUUUCUGAAGUGAUGUGUGAAGUGGCUCUAUAGCCUGAAACCUUCACCCGCUUUCCACACGGCCUCAUCAGGGCAACACCUGUCCUUUUACAUUACUCCAAACUCAUACUAUUUACUUUUACCCUGCUAAAAUCCUAACCCGUCACUGCUGCUGCUAAAACUUCAGUCAGCUAAACUGUAAAUGAUAAUGUUUUAGAUUCAAGGGGCAGACUGUAUAUUAGUGUUUGUCAACCAUUUGUCCUAAAACUCUAACUCUAAAUAUUUCAACUCUACAAUUCCCAAAGUCCAAAUGUAUGUAGUUGAACACUGCUGCUACUACUCUUUUUAUAUGCCAACAUAAAUUUUGUGUUCUCCCAUGAUAUGCAAGAAGAAGUUUUGUGUGUGCACGGCGAGAAGACGGAGAGCCGUCCUCUACAUUUAGAGCCUGAAAGCCUAGCCAAACUCUCAGAGCGAUUGUUCGGUCACAGUUCAACAUUCAAAAUGUAACUCACAGUGACUGUAAAAGACUGUAAUUUUCCAUACCACUAUUUGCAUAUUCAAUCGUAAAGUCUUCCUUUAUAUUUAAUAACCUUCAGUGGUGGCCAAAAAUAUUGGCACCCUUGGUAAAUGUGACCAAAAGAAAGUUGUGAAUAUAAAUCUAUAAGGUUUCUUCUUUUAAGCUUUAAUUUAAAAAAUUGAUGUUUCAUUGAAGUAAAACAAUUGAAAGAAAGUCAGGGGAAAAUUUCAUUAUGAAAGAAAUGAUUUUCUCUAAUACACACUGGACACAAUAAUUGGCACCCCUUCAUUUAAUACUCUUUGGCACCUCCAUUUGCAAAGAUAACUGCUCUGAGUCUUGUAUUAUAAUAUCUGAAGAAGUGGAAGACUUCAUGUCAAGUGAUCUUAUAGAUUGAGGAAUAAUCUAAACAUUUCUUCAGACCCUUCAUAUGUUGGUGCUCUCUCGUCUAUAUAGUCAUUUUCUGUAUGGUUCAGAUGGCUGUGGCAGGACCUUGAUUUUGUGCUCAGUGACCCAUUUUUUGUUGAUUUUGAUGUUUGUUUUGAUUCAUUGUCUUGAUAAAAUAUUUAACCACGACUCAUCAUACGAUUUCUAGUAGAGCAAGUCAGGUUUUGACUUACCUGCUGGUAUUUGAUAUAAUCCACGCAAUGCAUCCUAAUGAGAUGUCCAGGACCUCUGUUACAAAAUUAGGUUGAAAACAAUUAAGGUCCGGUGGUAUAUUUAACUGUAGACAUAAAGCACUUUUUAAUCCCUAUCUUGUAUUCCUGCUGCUAAAAACUCUUGUGUGUUUCAUUUGGCCGCAGAACCCAGUCCUGUUUUAAGUUCCAGUACUGCAAAUGAAUAUACUUGCAUGAGAGCAGAGGAUUUCUUAAACUGUGUCCCAAACAACUUGUGGUUAUUGUGCUGUUGUUCAUUUUUAAAGCUUUCUGACACCAAUAUUUAAAUGGUUUCUGAAGUUCUCCAUCCGUGAUCCUUGGAGAGUCUUUGUCCACUCAAAUUCUUCUUCUUGCUGAGCAUUAAGAUGAUAUAGACACACGUCCUCUUUCAAGCAAAUUUGCAACAUCUCCAGUCGAUAAAAACACAUCAGAUCUACAGUCUUUGGUUUUAUCCACUGUGAUGAAGGAUUAAGGGGACUUGGGCUUUGUGUUACUUAAUAUUUAUUUUCCUGUGACUGUACAACAUCAUGUUUCUAGUCAUCACGGUGUGCUAAGAAAAUGUUAAUAUCAAUGGUAAUAUACUUCAGAGAUAUUUUACUCAUAAAAAUGUCUAGGGGUCCCAAUAAUUUUGUCCAGUGUAUAUAUCAGAAAAAACAUUUCUUUCAUAAUGUAAUUUCCCCCCUCACUUUCAAUUGUUUUACUUCAAUGAAACAUCUUUUUUUCAAUGAAAGCUAAAAGUAGAAACCUUGUAGAUUUAUAUUUACAGUUUUCUUUGCUCAUAUUUACCAAGGGUGCCAAUAUUUUUGCCCACCACUGUAUAUUCGAUUUUGUGGUGACGUGAUGAUUCUUGUGUGCAGCAUUUAUUUUAACACAAGUUAGCCCAGAUUUAGCUCAAAUUUAAGGUUUAAGGCCUUGCAAACACUGAAAUACAAAUCCAGUCUUUGAAACUCCAACCUUAAAUGUGUCAAAAGUAUUAAUGGAGCUGAGUUUUGUUACAGGACCCGGGUUUUACAAUAGACAUCAAGUUGAAUAGUUUAUCAUAUCAAAAGCUGAUUACAAAGACGUCUUUAAAAUUAAUCACAAACUGCACAAGUCCAGCAGUAUACAAACUUGCUGUAUACUAAAUCAAGAUGAUGAUACCUUUUCAAAAGAUUUAAGUUUUGCUAACUAUGCACAAUUUUAUGGUUAUAUGGUAUUAUGGGGUUUUUUUGGGGGGGGGGCACUCCACUGUGAUAAGGAUUUUUUAUUUUUAACACCUCUGAGAAGAUGGGAUGCUGCAAUGAGGAGUGCAUAUGUUUCUAAUGCAUAUUACAAGCACACAAUUAAACUUGAAACUUCGUAAUGUGCCUUGCUAAAAGGUCAUAAUCUAAGGCCCAGCACAAUGUAUGUGUCUCUUGUUUUGUGAAUCCAUCCAGGAGACAAAAAAAGGAGACAGUAUUUGAGAAGUGUGUCUGUUUUGGUCCUGUUUUUACCUAUGUGUAUUUUUCACAUGUUAAUCAAUUUCAGAUGAUUAUCUAUUUAAGUAGUAGCGAUUAUCUUAUUUCUGUAGUUUUUUUCAAGAGAGAUCAGGGGUUUAAUAAAAUGAAUGCUGUUA
Misgurnus anguillicaudatus (oriental weatherfish) is the source of this 4706-nucleotide messenger RNA. It is a transcript of the gene galnt10, whose product is annotated as UDP-N-acetyl-alpha-D-galactosamine:polypeptide N-acetylgalactosaminyltransferase 10 (GalNAc-T10). The record is from RefSeq and is a predicted model, not a curated record. Gene Ontology annotation, biological process: protein O-linked glycosylation. Gene Ontology annotation, molecular function: polypeptide N-acetylgalactosaminyltransferase activity. Gene Ontology annotation, cellular component: Golgi apparatus. Lineage: Eukaryota; Metazoa; Chordata; Actinopteri; Cypriniformes; Cobitidae.